AUGAUAUCACCGGCGAGCGAAGCUAUGGAGGACGAGAUUACGAUCGAAAACGGUCGGAGUUCCGGAGUACUGCCACGAGAACUUCACAAAGUACUUCACGCCGGCGUUCUGGUCGGAUUCGAGGUUUUCCGGCACGUUUCAAGGGAGCAUCGCGUGUUACUUCAACACGGGAGUGAUGGUGAUGGAUCUUGA
Messenger RNA from Eruca vesicaria subsp. sativa (arugula), 192 nucleotides. The record is from the annotation of a GenBank genome assembly. Lineage: Eukaryota; Viridiplantae; Streptophyta; Magnoliopsida; Brassicales; Brassicaceae.